UCCAAACCGGGAUCACAUGAAACAAGAGCCCUUUCAGCACCAACAGCAAAUCCUCCAACCUCUGCCAGGUUCUGCCUUUAAUCUGAAGGUCCAGGUCAUUGACAUGCUGAGUCGUCAGUACCUGAGCCAGGCAGUGGUGGAGGUCUACAUCAACUAUACCAGGACCAACACAGCUCUUACUGGGGAGGACGGUGGUGUCUUGCUUCAUGUACCUUACCAAACUGGGCUGCCUGUCACACUUGCAGCCAGCAAGAACGGCUACAUUCACACACUGCUGCCUUGUAAAAUCAGCAGAAUGCCAAUAUUUUCAUCAGUUACUGUGACACUACUUGGUCGGAAUCAAGGGAACAUCUGGCUGUUUGAAGAUUCUUUCCUCAUCACUGGAAAAACAUCUGAUGCUCCAUUCCAGCCCGUUGUCAAGUUCCCCAAAGGCCUGCUGAAUCUGACAGACAGCAGUGAUAUCUCCUCUUUUAAGGCUUACCUGACCAUACCCAAGCUCCCGUCAGAGGAGGAUGGCUUUCUCAACACUGUGGGCGUCAUGAGCAGUAAAUCAGGGUACGUCAGUGUGGAGUUGAGUCCGGUGGCGGCUGUCAGUGUGCAACUCUUCUACCGAGACGUAGAGUUAAAUGUCAGUGGACCCGUACAGAUCAGCCUCACUCUUCCUGACAACUGUGGACUUCAGACUUCAAACAUUGUUCCUGCAUGGUUAUAUAACAGCACCACUGGUGGAUGGAUGAGAAAGGGACUAGGGACGGUGUUGUUGGUUGAUGAAAAGCUCAGAUGGACGUUUACAGCUCCUCACCUUGGCUACUGGAUUGCAGCACCUUUGCCGUCCACCAGAGGUUUCUUUGGACUUGCCAUCCUCAUUGACUUCAUCUCGCGCCACUCAUCUUUCCUGAUGGUGUUCCUUGGAGGAGUGAUUUUUAUUGUCAUCAGUCUUACGGUUGUAUUAUUGCAUUAUUGCAGAAGUACCCCAAGUAAGGCGAAGAUGAUCCUUCCAGUGACAACGAAAGACCAAACCACCUCCACAUGCGACGACAAAGUCUUUGAUGUAUCUUCAGGCGACACCUCUCAUUCACAGGAUGGACUGAAUCAAUCAUUUACAGAACGAGGGGAUAACCAGCACAAUGCCGCUGUUUCCAUAUAUAAUGGCAAUGUAAUUGCCAAUCCCAGUGCUGUGGCCAUUGCGCUUGAGUGUGCCGAGCUGGACCUCAACACUGAUCCUAAUGAUUUCACUACAGAGCAGAUGAGAGUUCCGGUAUCUCUGACAGAUAAUUUGUUUUUUUACAACCAACCUGUUGCCAUUCUUCAUGCCCCAGCAUUCUUUCAUUUGGAAGAGCAACUAGAGCAGCCACAGUGGAGCAAGUCAGCCACUCUGCCUCGAGCAGGGGUUUCAAACAGCGCUGUCACAGAGCCGCAGGGCAAAAACAACUUCACCCAGACUGUGCCCAAAAGUCCUUCUGCCACCCAGAACCAGGCGGUAGAAACUGAAGACCAGCUUGGAGUUUUAGAGGAUUGUCGGGCAUCAACCUCCAACACAUCCAGAAGUCAAUAUGGCCUCCCAGAGUCUGUGUCGGUCCCAGGAACAUUAAAUAAAAUAAGGGGGAACAGACACUCUAUGCAUGCCUUGGCAGAACUUUCUAAAAUCCCCUCACCUCAGCCUCCUCGGGCCUGGUUUGUCUCAUUGGAGGGUAAACCCGCAGCUGAGAUCCAUUACAGUGUGUCAGAGCAGCAGAGGAGACGAAGGCCAGUCGAGAGUCGAGAGACCAGUUUAGAUUCGGGCGUGGAUAUGAGCGAGCUGAACCAGACAUCUGGAAGGAGGGCUGUAACACUGGAGCGCAAUGCUACUUUUAUCAAAAGCAAACAUGCACCUUUGUAGUAAAAACUCUGACAGCCUCCAUGUCCAACAGAAGCUGAUGAAUCACCAGUAUCUGUUCUAUCUGUGACUAAUGACUUAUUCACCUUGUUUCUCAAAUGUUAUUCAUGUUAAAGAUGAGAUUGGUGUACA
This is a messenger RNA of Scomber scombrus (Atlantic mackerel), 2008 nucleotides long. RefSeq names its product protein FAM171B-like. The record is from RefSeq and is a predicted model, not a curated record. The transcript has 8 exons. NCBI's taxonomy places the organism in Eukaryota, Metazoa, Chordata, Actinopteri, Scombriformes, Scombridae. The coding region runs from base 17 to 1879 and encodes 620 amino acids.